This is a messenger RNA of Heterocephalus glaber (naked mole-rat), 2491 nucleotides long. RefSeq names its product inositol polyphosphate-1-phosphatase (gene Inpp1). Gene Ontology annotation, molecular function: inositol-1,4-bisphosphate 1-phosphatase activity. NCBI's taxonomy places the organism in Eukaryota, Metazoa, Chordata, Mammalia, Rodentia, Bathyergidae. The record is from RefSeq and is a predicted model, not a curated record. Gene Ontology annotation, biological process: phosphatidylinositol phosphate biosynthetic process.
GCCCCCGAACCCCCGGCUCUCCUGUGACGCCGUUGCGAUCGCCGGGUCCCCCGGGCCCCCAGGAGGCGGCGCGUGGGCUGUGACCUCCCCGCCGCUUCCGCUCUCGCCCGGCUGCAGCCUCGCGCUCGGCUCCGCAUCCCGAAGGGCCCGGCGCGCUCCUCCCGCGUCCCUGGCUCGCUGAGUCGGGCCCGGUCCAGCGUCGCCCCGGAGCGAGGGCAGCUGACGGCUCACAGGGUGGGUGCCGCUUCUGUGGGCACUGCUGAAAAGUGAGGGCAGCAAUGUCCGACAUCCUCCGGGAGCUGCUCCGCAUCUCCGAGAAAGCGGCCAACAUCGCCCGGGCGUGCAGGCAGCAAGAAGCCCUCUUCCAGCUGCUCAUCGAAGAGAAGAAGGAGGGAGAGAAGAACAAGAAGUUCACCUUGGAUUUCAAGACCCUGGCUGAUGUGCUGGUACAGGAAGUUAUAAAACAGAACAUGGAGAACAAGUUUCCAGGCUUGGAAAAAAACAUUUUUGGAGAAGAAUCUAAUGAGUUUACUAAUGAUUUGGGGGAAAAGAUUACCAUACAACUGUGCUCAACAGAGGAAGAAACCACAGAGCUUCUUAGCAGAGUCCUCAGUGGUAACAGAUUGGCAUCUGAAGCGCUGGCCAAGGUUGUUCAUCAGGAUGUUGCCUUCGGAGACCCAGCUCUGGAUUCCAUAAACAUCAGCAUUCCACAGGACAUUCUGGGAAUUUGGGUGGAUCCCAUAGAUUCAACCUAUCAAUACAUUAAAGGUUCUGCUGACGUUAAAGCCAACCAAGGGAUUUUCCCCUGUGGCCUUCAGUGUGUCACCAUUUUAAUUGGUGUCUAUGACAUACAGACAGGGAUGCCUCUGAUGGGAGUCAUCAACCAACCUUUUGUGUCACAAGACCUAAACACACUCAGGUGGAAAGGAGAGUGCUACUGGGGCCUUUCUUACAUGGGGACCAACAUCUAUUCACUCCAGCCCACCACCUCUAAAAACAGUGGCAAAACCCAUCCUGCAAGCACCAGCUCUGAGGGCAAAUCCCCCCACCCUUUCUCCGCUGUCAUUAGUACAAGUGAAAAGGAGACCAUCAAAGCUGCACUGUCACGGGUGUGUGAAGACAGCAUCUUCCGGGCAGCUGGGGCUGGUUACAAGAGCCUUUGUGUGGUCCAAGACCUUGUGGAUGUUUACAUCUUUUCUGAAGACACCACCUUCAAGUGGGACACCUGUGCCCCGCACGCCAUCCUGAGGGCUAUGGGUGGGGGGAUUGUGGACAUGAAAGGAUGCCUAGAAAGAAGUGCAGGAGCAAGGCUGAGUCUGCCGGAGCUGCUGUAUCACACGGAAAACACAGGAGCCACUGGGGUCGAUCGCUGGGCCAACAAGGGAGGACUGAUUGCAUACAGGUCCAGAAAGCGGCUGGAGACCUUCCUGAGCCACCUCCUCCAAAAUCUUGCAUCUUUGGAGUCACAGACAUAGAAGGGCUCUGAUCUCAAUGUACACAUAGACUGAACUAUUUUCCAUUAUCUCUGUCUUUUGAAGAUAGUGUUGUCCUGUUGGUGGUUAAUGCACAUCUUCCUCUUUUGAGGAGCAUUUUUCCAUUUUGUGUUCAUAAUGUUAAUUUUGGUAACUUAAUGACAUUCAUGCAGCAAUUAAGUAUGAUAUUCUUACAGUAAAUAUUGUACUGCUAAUGUUGCUUGAAACACUUCAAUAAAAUACUGCAGAAGAAAAAUUCUGUUCAGUUAGUAGGGCUACUCUAAACAUCUGAGUUAUAAGAGGAAUACCACUGAAAUAUCAGGGAAAAUACUAAAGGGGUUCGCUUGGGUUUUGUUUCCUGUCUUGAUGGGAAAAUCUGCCAGUUUAGAACUUUGAAUUUGCAUAAUGUAGCCAAGUUCAAGUAUUUUCAUACUAUUCUUGUGUUUCUCAUAAGAAGGAAAGCCUGGAGCACUCAGGAGAGAAAGCUAGGUAUAUGCACAGAGAGAGGAGGGGGUGGAGAGAGAGAGAAAGAUGCAGACACUCCAUUUGUGUAGGAGAGAAUGUAAAGGAGUAAAGAGGCUUUUGUAAUUUUUGCAUAUUUACUACUCUUGCCAAAAACCAGAGAGAGGCUUCAGAUAUAUGAACCCAUGGGUAUAACAGUGUCCCACACUUGAAUGCUCUGAGAUGUGCACUGGCCACUUUUCCUGUGUUCUUUGGCAGGCCUGGCAGCCCGGGGUGCAGGAGGGGGGCUCAGACACUCAGCUCUGACUUCUUUCUGCCCACCACCCUCUAGGGGCCAAAGGUGUUUUUUUCCCCUACAAUUACAAAGGAAUGAAAAUAACACUCCAUUUUUUCUUCUAAUGUCUUUAGAUUUUAAAAAAUUGACGAAUGUUGUAUACAUUUAUGUUGUAUAAUAUGAUGCUUUGGAAUAUGUAUACAUUAUGCAAUGGAUAUAUUAAUAAUACUGUCUCACUUUUUUGUGGUGAGAACACUUAAAAGCUACUGUUAGCAACUCUCAA